Messenger RNA from Poeciliopsis prolifica (blackstripe livebearer), 3938 nucleotides. Its product is annotated as symplekin-like. NCBI's taxonomy places the organism in Eukaryota, Metazoa, Chordata, Actinopteri, Cyprinodontiformes, Poeciliidae. Gene Ontology annotation, cellular component: mRNA cleavage and polyadenylation specificity factor complex. The transcript has 27 exons. The coding region runs from base 232 to 3894 and encodes 1220 amino acids. The record is from RefSeq and is a predicted model, not a curated record.
UUUUGUAAGAAAUAAAUGAAUUAAAUAUUCUGGAAAGAAACUAUUUUCCUGUCGGCCAGCUAUAAAUACUUACUUUAACAAGAGGACAGAAUUAAAGUGGUAUGUUUUUGGGUUUCAAAUGUUUUAAUUAAGUUAAAACGGAGCAGGUUAGCAUCGUGGUUAGCAUAUCGGGAUUUUCCAGGAUUUUUCCAGACCAUGCCGUCCUCACUGUGAUCCACUAACAGCAGCAUCAUGGAGCUUCCUUCAGAUGACGGGGAGCCGCCUGCUGUCCUCGACGUCACCACCAGCGAGAAGGUGGUGGAGCUGCUGAACCAGGCGGCUCUCAUCCCCACAGAUGAAAAGCUCACUGUUCUCAAACAGGUUCAGGAACUCAUCAUCAACAAGGAUCCGUCUCUUCUGGACAACUUCCUGGAUGAGAUCAUCGCCUUCCAGACGGACCGGUCCAUGGAAGUCAGGAAGUUUGUGAUCGGGUUCAUCGAGGAAGCCUGCAAACGGGACAACGAGCUUCUGCUGCGGCUCAUCGCCAACCUGAACCUGCUGCUGAAGGACGACAGCGUCAACGUGGUGAAGAAGGCCAUCCUGUCCCUGACGCAGCUCUACAAGGUCGCCCUGCAGUGGCUGGUCCGGUCCCGGUCGGUGUCGGAGAUGCAGGAGGCCUGCUGGGACUUGGUGUCCCAGAUGACCGGAGACGUUCUGAGCAUGCUCGACUCGGAGAACGACGGCGUCCGGACGCACGCCAUCAAGUUCACCGAGUCGCUGAUCGUCACACUGUCGCCGCGGACGCCCGAGUCCGACGUCCCCAAGAGACAGGAAGGAGACAUCAGCCUGGACAAGGUCCCCAGGGACCACCCCUACAUCCGCUACGACGCUCUGUGCGAGGAGGGGAAGGCGGCGCUGGACAAGCUGCUGAAGUUCAUGGUUCACCCGGCAAUUUCCAGCAUCAACCUGACAACCGCGCUCGGCUCCCUAGCUACCAUCGCGAGGCAACGCCCGAUGUUCAUGUCCGAGGUGGUGCAGGCCUACGAGACGCUGCACGCCAACCUGCCCCCCACCCUGGCCAAGUCCCAGGUGAGCAGCGUGAGGAAGAACCUGAAGCUGCACCUGGUGUCGGUUCUGAAGCAUCCGUGCAGCCUGGAGUUCCAGGUCCAGAUCGGGACGCUGCUGCUGGACCUGGGCAUGCCGCAGAGCGAGAUCAGCCGCAACACGCCGCCGCCGCGCGAGCAGAGGAAGCGUCCGCGCUACGAGCCCGCCGCCGAGGGCAAGAAGGUCAAGAUGGAACCGGCGCUCAUCGAAGACGACGAGGACAAAGAGGAGCCGGUACCGCUCGCUGCCCCGAAGCCGGCGGCCGCCCCGACUCCGCAGUCAGCCAUCGACCUCACGGCCGAAUUCCUGCGACCCCUGCUGACCCCGGAGAACGUCGCCAACCUGGUGCUCAUCAGCAUGGUGUACCUGCCGGACGUCAUGCCGGCGUCCUUCCAGGCCACCUACACACCGGUGGAGUCAGCCGGAACCGACGCCCAGAUCAAACACCUGGCCCGGCUGAUGGCGACCCAGAUGACGGCGGCCGGGAUCGGACCAGGUCUGGAGCAGUGCAAGGCGCGGGAGGACGAGUCGGGGAAGGAGGAGCCGGUGGAGGACGAGUCGGGGGGGAAGGACGUCCUGAUCAGACGGUCGCUGUCCUCCAUGGUGGGCCAGGCCAUCUCCGUGGUGGGCGGCUACAGCGAGAAGCCGCCUGCCCCCGAGGCGCCCGCCGUCAAGAGGCUUCCUGAGCCCAUCCUGCCCUCCGUCCAGACCAAGAUGGCUGGCGCCGGCGGCAGGAAGAAGGUGUUCCGCCUGGCGGACGUGGUCCAGCCGCUGUCCGACUCGCAGAUCGGAUCGCUGUCCUCCAGAGCCGUGAAGCGCAUCCUGCACUCGGAGAAGGCGGUCACCCAGAGCGGCAUGUCCCACGUCAGGGUGAAGCUGCUGUCCCGGCUGGUGACCCAGUUCGAGGGCGUGAUGAAGGAGGACGUCCUGGACUACGUCCUGGAGGACAUGCGAUGCCGUAGCGACCUGGCCUUCUCUCUGCUGUACCAGGAGUACAACAGCUACCUGAGCCAGCUGCCGGCAGGCCUGCUGGACGGAUACGACCACUGCCUCUACACGCUGCUGUCCGGGCUGCAGGAGAAACCCGAGCAGAGGGACGGGCUCUUCACCAAGCUGGUUCUGGAGGCUCCCAUCAUCACCGAGUCGGCGCUGGAGGUGAUCCGCCGCUACUGUGAGGACGAGUCCCGGGUUUAUCUGGGCAUGACGACGCUGAAGGAGCUGAUCGUCAAGAGGCCGUCCAGGCAGUUCCAGUACCUCCAUGUUCUGUUGGACCUCAGCUCCCACGACAAAGAGAAGGUGCGCAGCACCGCCCUGGCCUUCCUGAAGCGGAUGUAUGAGAAGGACCACCUGAGGGACUACAUCGAGAAGUUUGCCCUGAACUACCUGCAGCUCCUGGUUCACCCCAACCCGCCCUCGCUGCUGUUCGGCGCCGAUAAGGACACGGAGGUUGCUGCUCCGUGGACGGAGGAGACGGUGAGACAGUGUCUCUUCCUCUACCUGUCCCUCCUUCCGCUGAACCACCGGCUGGUCCAUGAGCUGGCGUCCGUCUACACCGAGGCCAUCGCCGACAUCAAGCGCAGCGUGCUGCGCGCCAUCGAGCAGCCGAUCCGCGGGAUGGGGAUGAACUCUCCAGAGCUGCUGCUUCUGGUUGAAAACUGUCCUAAAGGGGCGGAGACUCUGGUCACUCGCUGCCUGCACAUUUUGACCGAUAAAGUGCCUCCAUCGCCGGAGCUGGUGGAGCGGGUCCGGGACCUCUACCACAAGCGCGUUCCGGACGUUCGCUUCCUGAUCCCGGUCAUCAACGGCCUGGAGAAGAAUGAAGUCAUCCAGGCUCUGCCGAAGCUCAUCAAGCUCAACCCCAUCGUCGUGAAGGAAGUCUUCAACCGGCUGCUGGGAACUCAGCACAGUGAGGGAAGCUCUUCGGUUUCUCCACUGACUCCAGGAGAUCUGCUCAUCGCCUUGCACAACAUCGACUCAACAAAGUGCGACAUGAAAUCCAUCAUCAAAGCCACCAACCUGUGCUUCGGGGAGAAGAACGUCUAUACGUCGGAGGUGCUGGCGGUGGUGAUGCAGCAGCUGAUGGAGCAGAACCCGCUGCCCAUGCUGCUGAUGCGCACCGUCAUCCAGUCCCUCACUAUGUACCCGCGCCUGGGCGGCUUCGUCAUGAACAUCCUGUCCCGCCUCAUCGUCAAGCAGGUGUGGAAGUACCCCAAGGUGUGGGAGGGCUUCGUGAAGUGCUGCCAGCGGACCAAGCCGCAGUCCUACAGCGUUCUGCUGCAGCUGCCGCCGCUGCAGCUGGCCAGCGUGUUUGAGCGCUGCCCGGAGAUGAGGGCGCCGCUGCUGCAGCACGUCCUGUCCUUCACGCCACAUCAGCAAGCUCACAUCCCGACCUCCGUCAUGGCGGUGCUGGAGGCCCACAAGAAGCCCGACCCGGCGCCAGCGGAGCCGGUUCUGGAGGAGGAACCGGCAGAACCAACUGUCGCACAGCAACCAGGACCAGAACCAGGACCAGGACCGACGCUACAGCAGGAAACCGUUCUGCUGAGGGAUGAAGAGGAACCGAUGGAACAGGAAGAGGCGGGGCCACCGACACCAGAGACCACCGACCCGGUUCACCAGGAAGAAGAUCCGAAAGUGCAGAGGAACCAGAACCAGAACAAGGCCAGGAGCCAUUGGAGGAAACAAUGGAGGAGCCCGAGGCCGAGCCAUCGGAUCAGUCGGAACCGCUCACGGUUCCAGAACCGGAGGCGCCGCCUGCAGCUGGAAGCGGGUCGGAAGACGCAGAGUAGACCGACGGUUCUGCUGCUGUAACCCGGUUUACCCCGACUGGGUCAAUAAAUGUUAGUUUGUCAGAA